Molecule: messenger RNA, 2076 nt
Organism: Sclerotinia borealis F-4128
Lineage: Eukaryota; Fungi; Ascomycota; Leotiomycetes; Helotiales; Sclerotiniaceae
Source: the annotation of a GenBank genome assembly
AUGCCGGCGCAUAAAGGAAUCAAGUUAAAUAUCAUUUCACAAUGGGAGUUGAAAAUGCAUCCAGAGUUUCCUCAUCCAGAAAGUACACAAUUUACAUUUAGAUCGCCAAAAUUAGACAAAGAAGCCUUCGAAGGCCAUGGACACUCACCAGCUGCCAAAGCUAAUGACAGUAAGGCCGAUCGUUUACUAGGAAGACAGUCCUCAAUUAUUUCGGUUUAUAUUCCAUCGGCAUCAGGAUCUCGAUUUUUUGUCCGUUACAAUAUAGGAGAUGCGGCAGACCAAUGUCCAUGGUUUUACUUCAAAUUAUAUAUGAAUGGUCGGCACAUCACAUCUUGGGGAACAAAUUCGAAGACGCGACCGAGUGGGCAAGUUAUGAGAGCAUUGUUCGAACCGGAUGCAACAUGGGAUUACAAGGAGGGCAAAACAACUUAUAAGAAUCCCGGCACAGAAUACAGACCAUUUUUCUUCAGCCAGGAAAAAGAAGAUCGUGGUGCCGCAGAUGAUGGUGGCCUGAUUGAAAUAAAAGUUUUUCGUGCCCGUGGUCGCAAGAGAAGAAACCCCAGAUUAGAGCAAUAUAAAGAUCAGACAAAUUAUGGUGUUGUUAUGCCUACCCAUGGACUUGUAGAGAAACCUCAAGAUGCGAGAUACUUCGAUUGGCAUCUCAAGGAUGCCAAGGACAACCCAUUUGCUACAUUCAAAUUUCAUUAUAGAAGUUGGGAUAACUUGCAAUCGUUGCAUCUAAUACCUCUUGACCAUCCUAGAACCCUUGAAACCCAAGUUCCAAGUAUGGCUAGGCACUUAAUGGGUCCAAGUCAAAAUAUGCCGCUACUGAGCCAGACACUUGGAUCACCACAUACUCCAACAAAAUACUUGGGCAAAGUAUAUACCAGUGAUCAGAUACAUGAUUCUCUUCGAGCUGCCUACCCUCCGCUCGACCAUGAUGGAAGCCCCUUUUCUCCCGAUGAAAGACGACCUUGGACACGAGUAUUUGAUACAAAACGAGUGGGCUCAACGUUGACGGUCAACAAAGAUCAUAGAGAUGCAUUUAUUGUUCCCACUGACCAUGUUACUGAACCUGAUCCUUUCUAUACAUCAGCACCAAAGGAUAGAAGUAUCGAGAGAAGAGUUAUGCCAAAAUUGGAAUUAUCUGCGUUGUCUAUUGAUGGGGCUGGAUCCCCAUCUUCACAUGAUUGGCUGGCUACCGAUUACAAUAGACCUUUACCGGAGAUACCAAGUCGAACUUCAUCUGCAGCUUCUCGUGCAUCACCAGUAUCUCGUGCACCAUCCGUUACACCUUCUUUACUGUCCUAUCUUGAUAGAGAUCAGUCAUCUCCGGAGCCCAUAAUUGGAACUGCAGUUGCGGUUUCUAUUGAUUCGGAUGUUUCUGAGAUAUCCAUAGAAUACGAAGAUGAAGAUUCCGAAGAAGAGGAGUAUGAAGAGGAUUAUAAUUUUGAGGGUAUAUCAGCUUUAUCACCACCACCUUCCAGAACUAAUUCCAAGCGACAAGGAAUCAUUUCAUCAUCACCAAUUCAAAACUCUUUCUCCCUCCCAAACGUCACCAUUCGUAAGCCUAAGCGCUCACCGAACCAAAUCUCGCCAUUACAAAUUCCACCAAGAAAGGAGUCAGUCAAUCAAGCUAUCAAUGGCCGUUCAUAUACUAGUACAACGAGUGACGAUAACACAGGGACACUUUCAAUUCCCGAAUCAGAAUGGAUGCGUCGUACUCCAUCUCCCGUCAAAGAAACUCUUCUCGAAAGAGUAUGGAGUCCAACACCGGAAAGAAAAGAGAAUCGUAGACUUCUAUCACCUGAACGAAUGGCCGAAAUGAUGGAGUUAAGUAUGACAGAAGAUGACGAUUUAGGAGAACCUGAAGAAUUAAGAGCUUGGGACUCUAAUAGGGGUUCAAAUGGGGGGGCGGUGGAAUUGGAGGCUAUGCAUCAUCAUCGUGGGCAAAGUCAAGACUAUGGAGCCGUAUUUGAUGAUUAUGAGAUUAAUGCGAUGAAUAUGAGGGAAGGAAAUGUACAUGUUGAUCACGAAAUGAAUCGUAUGAGUAUGAGAGAGGGGAAUUGGAUUUGA